UACUGACCCAACUGACAAUGUGGUCCCAGGGAUCAGUCGUCUCGCUGGGCGGCGCUGUCGUCGACGUCAGCACGCUCGACGCCCUCAUAACUCUCGCAAGCCGCGCGAAGGAGGAGAACAACACCCUGUUCCACCCUUUGCCGCGGCCGCAAGUGGAGAGGACCGACUCCAACGUCUCCACCUCCUCCACCGUCUCGACGGCGUCGUCUGUCUCCGGGUCGGGCGAGCACAAGCGGAAGCGCGGCCAGAGCAAGGUCGCGUGGUCGCGCGACGAGGACGAGAUCAUCUCGGAGAGCGUUGAGCGGCUCGGGCAGAAGUGGGCCCGCAUCGCCGCGCUCCUCCCCGUCCCGCGCACCGACGACUCCGUCCGCAAUCGCUGGCACCGUCUGCAGCGCAAGGCGCUGGCGGCGAAGGCGCUGGCGGCGAGCGGCUCGGGCUCCGGCGAGAGCACCCCGGUCGACAAGGGCGGGGACAUGUGGACGGAGGAGGAGGACCGGUACAUCGACCACGCGGUGCGGGUGAUGCACCUCAAGUGGCGCGCCAUCGCCGCCAACCUUUCCGGCCGCACCGAGUCCGGCUGCCGAAACCGGUGGGUCCGCAACCAGCGCCGAGUCCCAACCAUGUCGCAUGUGAUCCUCCGCGCCGCCGCGCCCGAGUAUGUAGUCCCUGCCAGAUGCGACGUCGUCGGGGAGGGCGUCGUCGCGGGCGCCAACGUCGUCAUGCGAGCCCCUACGGCUGUCCAAGGGCACGUCUGGGCGCGGGUCUCUCUGGCGCUCCAGCCUCACGUCAGCGCACUCAGCGCUUAG
This is a messenger RNA of Emiliania huxleyi CCMP1516, 806 nucleotides long. RefSeq lists its product as hypothetical. Gene Ontology annotation, molecular function: DNA-binding transcription factor activity, RNA polymerase II-specific; RNA polymerase II cis-regulatory region sequence-specific DNA binding. Gene Ontology annotation, biological process: regulation of DNA-templated transcription. The transcript is spliced from 4 exons. The record is from RefSeq and is a predicted model, not a curated record. Lineage: Eukaryota; Haptophyta; Isochrysidales; Noelaerhabdaceae. Bases 18 to 806 code for a protein of 262 amino acids. Gene Ontology annotation, cellular component: nucleus.